This is a messenger RNA of Botrytis porri, 477 nucleotides long. RefSeq lists its product as uncharacterized. The coding region runs from base 1 to 477 and encodes 158 amino acids. The record is from RefSeq and is a predicted model, not a curated record. The transcript has a single exon. NCBI's taxonomy places the organism in Eukaryota, Fungi, Ascomycota, Leotiomycetes, Helotiales, Sclerotiniaceae.
AUGUUCUGGGGUGGGGUCCUGACCGUCUCCAUAGAUCUCCACCCCACUCCCCUGCGAACCCCCUCGCUCAUGAGAAAUCUCGCCAAUAUCCUCCCCGACUAUGCGCCCUGGACUCACCACAUCAAAAUCUCUAUUCUUCCUCCUCCUUUCCACAAAGAUCCGGACUCAUGGCCCACAAAACCUUCUCAUUCUCACAUCUCCGACUUCAAAACUAUCGUCAAUAUUUUGAAUAAAUUUGACAGAGUAAAAGAACUUCACAUGACUAUUUUACUUAAACCCCAGCAAUCGAAAUGCGAAGAUUUGUGUUUUCUGGGUGGAUUGUUUGGAUUGGAGAGAAUUAAAUGGAGUUUGGCGUUUGCGGUUCAGGGACAUGGGAAGUGGGAGGUUGAUGAUGGGUGUUGUUUUAUGAGGGAGCUGUUGGACGUUUAUUCGAGGCGGUUUUCGGGGUCAGGAGGGUUGGAGAUGAUUGUUGAGUGA